AUGGGGGAAAAGGCCAGUGGCAUUGAAAUCUUGGAUGAUGAUAAAAGUUGUUCAAGCUCAUUUUCAAUCGGGAAGAGUGCACAAGAGAGGGGCUUGUCAUAUGUACCCGAGUGCUAUGUAAUUCCAACUUCACAUCGUCCAAGUUUGACUCCAGACGUCGCCAAUGUCCCCAUUAUUGAUUUUGGCAAAUUGAAACAAGGUUCUCAUGAACGAGCAAUAGUUAUCCAAGAAAUCAGAACAGCUUGUCGUCAACUAGGAUUCUUUCAGAUUGUCAACCAUGGAAUCUGUCAAUCGGUGUUAGAUGAGGCUCUUGCUUCGGCCUCGGAAAUUUUCAAGUUGCCAGGUUCUGAGAAGGCCAAGUUCAUGUCUGAUGAUGUUCACAAGCCAGUGAGGUAUGGGACAAGCUUCAAGGAUGGAACUGAUAAGAUUCAAUUUUGGGGGGUGUUUCUCAAGCAUUAUGCUCACCCCUUGGCAGAUUGGAUCAAUACCUGGCCUGACAAUCCAUCUAACUAUAGGGAAACCAUGGGAAAGUAUUGCAAAGAAGUGAAGAAACUAAGCUUUGAGAUAACGGAAGCCAUCACUGAGAGCUUGGGGAUAGGCCCAACCUACAUGAGCAACAAACUGGAAGAUGGGUUGCAAGUCAUUACAGUCAACUGUUACCCACCAUGCCCAAAUCCUGAAAUUGCACUAGGGUUGCCUCCUCAUUCAGAAUAUAGCUGCUUAACCAUUGUCCUUCAGAGCUGUCCGGGGCUCGAAAUCAUGCACGCUGAGGAAGGAGCCUGGAAACAAGUCCCCCAACUUCAUGGUGCCCUACAAGUCCAUGGGGGUGACCAUUUUGAGGUGCUAAGCAAUGGGUUGUACAAGAGCGUUGUGCAAAGGACCACAUUGAUCCGUGAGAGGACAAGAAUCUCCAUUGCAAGUCUGCAUAGUUUGGGAUUGGAUGAGAAGAUGGGAGCUGCCAAAGAGCUUGUGGAUGAGGAGCAUCCUGGGAGGUACAAAGAGAGCAGCUUCAAAGAUUUUCUGAAUUUUCCCUCCACCAAUGAUCUAAAAGAGGGGAAGAGCUUCAUUAACACACUCAAAAUAUAGAAAAAUAACAAUUUCAAGCCUUAAUCUAGCUCUAUAGUGAGUGCUCUUUUUUGUCUGUUGAUUUUAGUUAUUUUCUCAGUUUUUGGAAAAGACUACUUCGUAGUUUUUUUUUUUUUUGGACCAAAUUAAGAGUCUCUAAUUAUCUCGGAGAAGGGUAAGCAGACUGAAGGGCAAAGUUAGCAGCUUAGAUUAAGAUUAGUGAUAUAAGGUAUAUAACAUAAUCGGUAAUUACGAUGCAAAAUUUGACGUACUUAACUGAUCCUACAUCUAAAUUGGGUAUAAAGAGGUGCUGAAAUUGAGGGAGCAUAUAUCCAAAUAAAGUGCAUUUUAGUUUUUAAUUACAUUGGUUACUGCUACAAGGUCCACCAUAUCUAUGUGGAAUGGAUGUGCAUGUGGAAUUAAUAGAAAGGACAUGAGAAUAUUUAUUGCAGAGUCAAAAUAAUGAUCCAAAAAACUAGUUCUGAUCCAAAAUCUUAGCCGUUUUCCUUGACCUCGGUAUUUCUUUUGCUCUCUCUCUCUCUCUCUCUCUCUCUCUCUCUCUCUCUCACUUCACACUUUAUACUCCAAUCAACAUCCAACAAACACAUACACAACCUUUCAA
Molecule: messenger RNA, 1687 nt
Organism: Prunus persica (peach)
Lineage: Eukaryota; Viridiplantae; Streptophyta; Magnoliopsida; Rosales; Rosaceae
Product: protein DOWNY MILDEW RESISTANCE 6
Exons: 4
Coding region: 1-1086 (361 amino acids)
Source: RefSeq, a predicted model, not a curated record